GAGAGAGAGAGAGAGAGAGACAGAGAGAUUGAGAGAGAGAGAGAGAGAGAGAGAUUGAGAYASASAGASAGACAAAGAGAGAGAGCGAUACCCCGGGGGCAUAACUCAGACACUGAAACAGUCAUCACCUUCCAAGGACCAGAACAGCACAAGUUGGAAAAGAGGCUAAUUCAAACUUGAAAAUAUAAACUUUAAGGUUAUCCUGACACCAGGAAAGGACUGAGGACUCUAUUCAUACUUGUCCCCAAGGAGACGACAAGGACAGCCCAAGGACAGACACACAGCAGCAUCAGGAGGAGGUGAGAGAGACUACAGACUAACUGACCAUGGCGUCGUUCGAACCUCAGGGUCAGUCUCCUCCUUGCUGUGGCCCCCAGUUCCCCAGCCUGGGCCAGGAACCUCCAGAACUCAGCAUGUACAGUGACUGCUACUACCCCCCUCCAUCGCUCCCCAGCCCCCAGCGCACCACCCCCACCUCCUAUGACUACAGCACCUCCUCCCCCAACCCUUACCUGUGGUUCAACGGAUCCGGCAUCAACGCACCCCCAUACCUGGCCACCACCGGGCCCCCAGGUAACCCCGGGCCACCCUUCGUUCCCCAGCACUAUGGGAUGCAGAGGCCUUACCUGGGGCCCGGCGGGGCGGGGGUCCCUGGGGGGGAGCUGGGCUGGUUCUCUCUGCCCUCACAGGAAGACCUGAUGAAGCUGGUCCGCCCGCCCUACUCCUACUCCGCUCUCAUCGCCAUGGCGAUCCACGGCGCCCCGGAGCGGCGGCUGACCCUGAGUCAGAUCUACCAGUACGUGGCCGAUAACUUCCCCUUCUACAACAAGAGCAAGGCUGGCUGGCAGAACUCCAUCAGGCACAACCUGUCACUCAACGACUGCUUUAAGAAGGUCCCCAGAGACGAGGACGACCCUGGUAAGGGUAACUAUUGGACACUAGACCCAAACUGUGAGAAGAUGUUUGACAAUGGAAACUUCCGUCGUAAAAGGAAGAGGAAGUCUGAUUCACUGUCUGGAGGAGAGGGGGGGUCAGGGGGGUCGGAGCCAGGUGACCCCAACAACCGGGGUAGCCCCGAACCCCCCAGCAACCACGGGAUCGACAUGUCUCCCACGCCAGAGAGAAUCCCCUCCCCUUCCUCCUCAGGUACCGCCCCUUGCCUGAGCAGCUUCCUGUCUGAGAUGUCUGGAGUGGUGUCAGGGGGAGCCAAUGAGAUCGUAGGAGAUUCGCUGAACCGGGCCCUCCCCAUAACCCUUACCCUGGAUGGGACCCAGAGGCCUACACAGCCUGGGGGUUUUGGUAGUUACUGCCCUAGCUCAGGUGCUUCGGAGUGGGCUUCCCAGCUGCCGCCUCCCCCUGGCCUCUCCUCCUCGCCCACCCACUCUUCCCUGGGUUACAGCAGCCCCAUCCUCAGCCAGUUCAAUGGGCAUUUCUACCCCGGCUUGGGCUCAGCAAGCAUCCUAUACCCACGGGAAGGCACAGAGGUCUGAACAGACUGAUAGAGGGGGAGACAGGGAUGGGCAGAACUUAGCUAGAGGUCUAAAGACACUAAAGAAAGGAGAGUGAGAAAGAGAGACAGGAUUCUACCUGAGACUGAACCGUCUGCUGACACACACAUACACACACAGUAAUCAGUUAAAGCUGACAGGGCGGGACUCAGUUGCGUGUGACAGCAGGAUGAGCAGGGCCUGGUUCCCACAGAAACAGCCAAGUCAGCAUCGAUGAUGCUUCACGCACACACACAUG
This is a messenger RNA of Salvelinus sp. IW2-2015, 1746 nucleotides long. It is a transcript of the gene foxi3b, whose product is annotated as forkhead box I3b. Gene Ontology annotation, biological process: anatomical structure morphogenesis; regulation of transcription by RNA polymerase II; cell differentiation. Lineage: Eukaryota; Metazoa; Chordata; Actinopteri; Salmoniformes; Salmonidae. Gene Ontology annotation, molecular function: RNA polymerase II cis-regulatory region sequence-specific DNA binding; DNA-binding transcription factor activity, RNA polymerase II-specific. The record is from RefSeq and is a predicted model, not a curated record.